This is a messenger RNA of Cordyceps fumosorosea ARSEF 2679, 1749 nucleotides long. RefSeq names its product Sulfite oxidase. NCBI's taxonomy places the organism in Eukaryota, Fungi, Ascomycota, Sordariomycetes, Hypocreales, Cordycipitaceae. Gene Ontology annotation, cellular component: mitochondrion. The coding region runs from base 1 to 1749 and encodes 582 amino acids. The transcript has a single exon. The record is from RefSeq and is a predicted model, not a curated record. Gene Ontology annotation, molecular function: oxidoreductase activity; molybdenum ion binding.
AUGGGCAGCUUCAAGCCAUCCAUCGAGACGUUGCCCCAGAAGCCAGAGCCGGAAUUUAUCGACACGAGAGAUACGGCGCUUCCACGAUACAGACUAUCCGAGAUCAAGGAACAUGACGGCAAAGCGGAACGGCCGUGGGUAAUUCACGGCGAUAAAGUCUACGACAUUACAGAAUGGAUUCCGGCCCACCCUGGCGGCUCAGUCAUCUUGAGAGCAGCUGGCGGCUCUAUCGAGCCCUACUGGAACAUCUUUGCCAUUCACAAAAACCAAUACGUGUACGAUAUUCUGCAACAAUACCUGAUUGGUUUCGUGCACCCCGCCGACCUGGAAGACGGAAAGCCUCCCCAGGACGCUAUUGAAGAUCCCUUCGCUGACGACCCAAUCCGCCAUCCCGAUCUCAUUACCAAGACCGUCAAGCCACGCAAUGCUGAAACUCCAGGCGAGGCAAUGAGCGCCCAGUUUCUUACCCCCAACGAUCUCUUCUAUGUCCGCAACCACAUGUGGGUGCCUCGUAUUGCAGAAGACGAAUCAGACGAUCACCUUCUAUCCAUCGAGUUGCUCGACGGCAGCGUCAAAGAGUACACACUGCGCGAUCUCAAGUCGAAGUUUCCCAAGCAUGAGGUCACUGCAGUUUUGCAAUGCUCUGGCAACCGGCGCAAGCAUAUGUCAGACGGAUCUGGACGCGCUACAAACGGUCUUCAAUGGACGGCCGGUGCCAUCUCCAACGCAUGUUGGGAAGGUGUUCUUCUAGCCGACGUGCUCAGGGACGCUGGAUUUGAGAACGAAGACGGUAUGAGUGGAACCAGUGAAGUAAAACACGUCCAGUUCAAUGGCAUGGAAGCCUAUGGUGCAUCAAUCCCGAUCCGCAAGGCUGUCGAUCCCCAGGGUGACGUCCUCCUUGCAUACGGCAUGAACGGCAAGCCACUACCGCGUGAUCAUGGCUAUCCAUUGCGUGCUAUUGUUCCUGGGCACGUCGCCGCGCGGUCCGUUAAAUGGCUUAACCAGAUUACGCUAAGUGAAGACGAAAGCAUGAGCCAAUGGCAGCGCAAAGACUAUAAGUGCUUCGGCCCCAAUCAAACCAAAGUCGACUGGGACAAAGCACCCGCAAUCCAGGAGUUACCCGUCCAGAGCGCCAUCACCGCGCUGAAGCUGGGAAACUGGGUCAAGGAGCCUGCUGUGGUGGUGCCAAGUGCUGACGCUGCGAACCAAAACGAGCCUACCCAGGCCACCACUGACGCUCGUAAGCUGACACUCAGCGGGUACGCCUUUUCCGGCGGUGGCCGCUCCAUCAUCCGCGUCGACGUCUCCGUCGACGCCGGCAAGAACUGGACGCAGGCAUACCUCCUGCCCGACUGCGACCCCAAGCCCGGCUCGCCGUCCCUGUGCCACGGCCACGGCGCCUGGACGUGGAAGCGCUGGAUGUACAAGGGCGCCAUUCCCGCCAGCGUUUUCCAGCAGGGCGAGCCUGAAGCGGCCGCCGCCACUGACCAGCCCGUCGACAACGGAACCCCCGCUGCCGCCGCCGCGGACAGCACGAGCCGACGCUGCACGACGCUCCUGGUCAAGGCCACCGACGAGGUCUACAACUGCCAGCCGGAGAGCCACGCCGCGACGUGGAACUUUCGCGGCAACCUGGCCAACGCCUGGCACCGCGUGCAGGUGUGCAGCGAGUGCGCACCUGGUGCGACAAAGAAGGCGGAGGACCAGGUGAAGAAGGAGAAGACGACGAUGGAGAAGAGUGCGGAGUAA